This is a messenger RNA of Cololabis saira (Pacific saury), 10869 nucleotides long. RefSeq lists its product as uncharacterized. The record is from RefSeq and is a predicted model, not a curated record. Gene Ontology annotation, molecular function: protein binding. NCBI's taxonomy places the organism in Eukaryota, Metazoa, Chordata, Actinopteri, Beloniformes, Belonidae. The transcript is spliced from 40 exons. The coding region runs from base 76 to 9201 and encodes 3041 amino acids.
UCCAUGUUGAUGUGGACGGAGCAGCAGAGGAGACCAGAUUCAGAGAUGGUCAGUGUUUCUGGUUCGUGUCUCUGAAUGACUGAAGUCCAGAAGAUGGAUGAUUGUGUUGAGAAAGAGGAGGAGAGACCAGAGUCUCCAGGAUCCAUCUGUCUCUCUAUGAAGAGUGACUGGUCCAAAGAUGAACCUCCAGGCUUCAGUAAUGAACCUGGACCUUCAGACACAAAAGGUCAGUACUGCAUUCAGAGACCAGAGUCUCCAGGAUCCAGCUGUCUGUCUAUGAAGAGUGACCGGUCUAAAGAUUUUCCUCCAAACUUCAGUAAAGAACCUGGACCCUCAGACACGAGAGGUCGGUACUGCAGUCAGAGACCAGAAUCUCCAGGAUCCAGCUGUCUGUCUAUGAAGAGUGACCGGUCUAAAGAUUUUCCUCCAAACUUCAGUAAAGAACCUGGACCCUCAGACACGAGAGGUCAGUACUGCAUUCAGAGACCAGAGUCUCCAGGAUCCAGCUGUCUGUCUAUGAAGAGUGACCGGUCUAAAGAUUUUCCUCCAAACUUCAGUAAAGAACCUGGACCCUCAGACACAAGAAGCGGAGCAAAUCCUGCAGCCUCCAGGUGUCGGUCUACGAAGAGUGAGGUCCCCAAAGAUCUACCUGAUUUCAACAAUGAACCUGCUCCGAUGAAACGGAGCUCAUACCAGUCGGCUUCAUCGGAAUAUCUGGGAUAUGGAAUAAGAUCCAGAGCAAGCCCUCCACAAGCAGAUGCCGUUCUGCAGGAGGUAGAUGAACAUAAGAUCAGUCUGAGGAGGAGAUAUGAACAUGUGACUGAAGGAAUUCAUGAAACAGGAAGUAGAACCCUCCUCAACAGGAUCUUCACAGAGCUCUUCAUCACAGAGGGACUGAGUGAAGAGGUUGAUACCCAACAUGAGGUGAGGCAGCUGGAGACAGCUUCCGGGAUGAAGAGCCUCCAUGACACUCCAAUCAGGUGCCAGGACAUCUUUAAGGCCUUACCUGACCAACGUGGAGCCAUCAGAGUGGUUCUGACAAACGGCGUCGCUGGCGUUGGGAAAACCUUCUCGGUUCAGAAGUUCUCUCUGGACUGGGCCGAGGGCUCGGAGAACCAAGAUGUCACCGUGCUUAUUCUGCUCUCGUUCAGGGAGCUGAACCUGAUCAGAGAUGAGCAGUUCAGUCUUCUCAGGCUGAUCCAGGUUUUCCAUCCAUCAUUACAGAAGCUCACAGCAGAACAGCUGGCUGCCUGGAAACUGUUGUUCAUCCUUGACGGCCUGGAUGAAAGCAGACGUUCACUGGACUUCAACAACGGUCCGGUCAUGUCUGACGUCACACAGAGUUCAUCGGUCAACGUGCUGCUGACUAACCUCAUCCAGGGGAACCUGCUUCCCUCAGCUCUCAUCUGGAUAACUUCCAGACCUGCAGCAGCCAAUCAGAUCCCUCAGAAAUACGUCGACAGGGUAACAGAAGUACGAGGCUUCACCGACGGCCAGAAGGAGGAAUACUUCAGGAGGAGGUUCAGUGAUGAAGAGCGGUCCAGCAGCAUCGUCUCCCACAUGAAGACAUCCAGAACCCUCCACAUCAUGUGUAAACUCCCGGUCUUCUGCUGGAUCACUGCUACAGUUCUGGACCACAUGUUGACCACAGAGCAGAGAGGAAAGCUGCCCAAGACCCUGACUGACAUGUUCUCCCACUUCCUGGUGGUCCAGACGAAGAGGAAGAAGAACAAGUACCACAAGGGACAUGAGACGAGUCCACAGGAGCUGACGGAGGCUGACAGGGACCUUCUUCUGAAGCUGGGGAGGCUGGCGUUUGAACAUCUGGAGAAAGGAAACAUCAUGUUCUACCAAGAAGACCUGGAGCAGUGUGGUCUUGAUGUCUCAGAGGCCUCGAUGUACUCAGGAGUUUGUACCCAGAUCUUCAGGAGAGAGUGUGAGGUCUUCCAGAAACCCGUCUACUGCUUUGUUCAUCUGAGCAUCCAGGAGUUCCUGGCUGCAGUCUACGUGCUCCACUGUUGCUCCACCAGAAACACAGAUGUGCUGAAGAACUUCCUGGAAGGAAACUACAUAUACUCAACUCUGGAUGAGUUCCUGGAUAGAGUCAUGCAGAAAUCCCUGGAGAGUGAAAAUGGUCACCUGGACCUGUUUGUCCGCUUCCUUCAUGGUCUUUCUGUGGAGUCCAACCAGAGACUUUUAGGAGGUCUGCUGAACCAGACGGGGAAUCAUCCAGAAACCAUCCAGAGAAUCAUCAACAACCUGAAGGAGAUGAACACUGGCAGAAUCCCUCCUGAGAAAAUCUCUCUUGGCAGAACCUCUCCUGACAGAAGCAUCAACACCUUCCAGUGUCUGAUGGAGAUGAACGACCUCUCAGUUCAUCAGGAGAUCCAAGAGUUUCUGAAGUCAGAGAACAGAUCAGAGGAGGAGCUCUCUAAGAUCCAGUGUUCAGCUCUGGCCUACAUGCUGCAGAUGUCGGAGGAGGUUCUGGAUGAGUUGGACCUGCACAAGUACAAGACAACAUUAGGGGGUCGACUGAGACUGAUUCCAGCUGUGAGGAACUGCAGAAAGGCUCGAUUUGUUGGUUGUGGACUCUCAGAGACUCACUGUGAAGUUGUUGCGUCCGCUCUGAAGUCCAACUCCUCCCAUCUGACAGAACUGGACCUGAGUCGGAACCACCUGGAGGAUUCAGGAGUGAAGCUUCUGUCUGGUGGACUGGAGAGUCCAAACUGUAGACUGGAGACUCUGAGGUUGGAGGACUGCAGGUUGUCAGAGAUCAGCUGUUCUUCUCUGGGCUCAGCUCUGACGUCCAACCCCUCCCAUCUGAAACAUCUGGACCUGAGCAUGAACGACCUGCAAGACUCAGGAGUGAAACAUCUGUGUGGUUUUCUGGAGAGUCCAGAUUGCAGACUGGAGACUUUGAGGUUGGAGGGCUGCAGGUUGUCAGAGAUCAGCUAUUCUUCUCUGGUCUCAGCUCUGAAGUCCAACCCCUCCCAUCUGAAACAUCUGAAACAUCUGGACCUGAGCUGGAACCAGCUGCAGGAUUCAGAAUUUAAACAUCUGUGUGGUUUUCUGGAGAGUCCAGACUGCAGACUGGAGACUCUGAGCUUGCAGUGCUGUGGUCUGUCAGAGAUCAGCGGUUCUUCUCUGGUCUCAGCUCUGAAGUUAAAUCCCUCCCAUCUGAAACAUCUGGACCUGAGAUUCAACUACAAGCUGCAGGAUUCAGAUGUGAAGCAGCUGUCUGACCUGGUGGAGAGUCCAGACUACCAGCUGCAGACUCUCAGGUCGGAGCGCUGCAGUUUGUCAGAGAUCAUCUGUUCUUCUCUGGUCUCAGUUCUGGAGUCCAACCCCUCUGAUCUGGAACAACUGGACCUGACUGAGAACCACCUGCAGGAUUCAGAUGUGAAGCAGCUGUGUGGUUUCCUGGAGAGUCCCGACUGCAGACUGGAGACUCUGAGGUUGAAGUGCUGCAGGUUGUCAGAGAUCAGCUGUUCUUCUCUGGUCUCAGCUCUGAAGUCCAACCCCUCCCAUCUGAAACAUCUGAAACAUCUGGACCUAAGUAAGAACCAGAACCUGCGGGAUUCGGGAGUGAAACAUCUGUGUGGUUUCCUGGAGAGUCCAGACUGCGAACUGAAGACUCUGAGGUUGAAGGACAGCAGUUUGUCAGAGAUCAGCUGUUUUUCUCUGGUCUCAGCUCUGAAGUCCAACCCCUCCCAUCUGAAACAUCUGGACCUGAGCGGGAACCAGGACCUGCAGGAUUUAGGAGUGAAACAUCUGUGCGGUUUCCUGGAGAGUCCAGGCUGCAGACUGGAAACUCUGAGGUUGAAGGACUGCAGGUUGUCAGAGAUCAGCUGUUAUUCUCUGGUGUCGGCUCUGAAGUCCAACCCCUCCCAUCUGAAACAUCUGGACCUGAGUAAGAACCAUAACUUGCAGGAUUCAGGAGUGGAACAUCUGUGUGGUUUCCUGGAGAGUCCAGACUGCAGACUGGAGACUCUGAGGUUGGAGGAAUGCAGGAUGUCAGAGAUCAGCUGUUCUGCUCUGGUCUCAGCUCUGAAGUCCAACCCCUCCCAUCUGAAACUUCUGAACCAUCUGGACCUGAGUGAGAACGAGCUGCAGGAUUCAGGAUUGAAACAUCUGUGUGGUUUCCUGGAGAGUCCAGACUGCAGACUGGAGACUCUGAGGUUGAAGGACUGCGGUCUGUCAGAGAUCAGCUGUUUUUCUCUGGUCUCAGCUCUGAAGUCCAACCCCUCCCAUCUGAAACAUCUGAACCUGAGCGGGAACCAGGACCUGCAGGAUUCAGGAGUGAAACAUCUGUGUGGUUUCCUGGAGAGUCCAGACUGCAGACUGGAGACUCUGAGGUUGGAGAACUGCGGUCUGUCAGAGAUCAGCUGUUCUUCUCUGGUCUCAGCUCUGAAGUCCAACCCCUCCCAUCUGAAACAUCUGAACCUGAGUUACAACGAGGACCUGGAGGACUCAGGACUGAAACAUCUGUGUGGUUUCCUGAAGAGUCCAGACUGCAGACUGGAGACUCUGAGGUUGGAGGACUGCAGUUUGUCAGAGAUCAGCUGUUCUUCUCUGGCCUCAGCUCUGAAGUCCAACCCCUCCCAUCUGAAACAUCUGAACCUGAGUUACAACGAGGACCUGGAGGACUCAGGAGUGAAACAUCUGUGUGGUUUUCUGGAGAGUCCAGACUGCAGACUGGAGACUCUGAGCUUGCAGCACUGCGGUCUGUCAGAGUACAGGUGUUCUUCUCUGGUCUCAGCUCUGAAGUCCAAUCCCUCCCAUUUGAAACAUCUGGACCUGAGUUACAACAACGACCUGCACAAUGCAGAUAUGGAGCAGCUGUAUGACCUGGUGAAGAGUCCAGACUAUCAGCUGCAGACUCUCAGGUUGACUGAAGUCCGGAAGAUGGAUGAUUGUGUUGAGAAAGAGGAGGAGAGACCAGAGUCUCCAGGAUCCAUCUGUCUCUCUAUGAAGAGUGACUGGUCCAAAGAUGAACCUCCAGGCUUCAGUAAUGAACCUGGACCUUCAGACACAAAAGGUCGGUACCGGAGUCAGAGACCAGGAUCUCCAGGAUCCAGCUGUCUGUCUAUGAAGAGUGACCGGUCUAAAGAUUUUCCUCCAAACUUCAGUAAAGAACCUGGACCCUCAGACACAAGAGGUCGGUACCGGAGUCAGAGACCAGGAUCUCCAGGAUCCAGCUGUCUGUCUAUGAAGAGUGACCGGUCUAAAGAUUUUCCUCCAAACUUCAGUAAAGAACCUGGACCCUCAGACACAAGAGGUCGGUACCGGAGUCAGAGACCAGGAUCUCCAGGAUCCAGCUGUCUGUCUAUGAAGAGUGACCGGUCUAAAGAUUUUCCUCCAAACUUCAGUAAAGAACCUGGACCCUCAGACACAAGAGGUCGGUACUGCAGUCAGAGACCAGGAUCUCCAGGAUCCAGCUGUCUGUCUAUGAAGAGUGACCGGUCUAAAGAUUUUCCUCCAAACUUCAGUAAAGAACCUGGACCCUCAGACACAAGAGGUCGGUACUGCAGUCAGAGACCAGGAUCUCCAGGAUCCAGCUGUCUGUCUAUGAAGAGUGACCGGUCUAAAGAUUUUCCUCCAAACUUCAGUAAAGAACCUGGACCCUCAGACACAAGAAGAGGAGCAAAUCCUGCAGCCUCCAGGUAUCGGUCUACGAAGAGUGAGGUCCCCAAAGAUCUACCUGAUUUCAACAAUGAACCUGCUCCGAUGAAACGGAGCUCAUACCAGUCGGCUUCAUCGGAGUAUCUGGGAUAUGGAAUAAGAUCCAGAGCAAGCCCUCCACAAGCAGAUGCCGGUCUGCAGGAGAUCCUAGAUGAACACAAGAUCAGUCUGAGGAGGAGAUGUGAACAUGUGACUGAAGGAAUUGAUGAAACAGGAAGUAGAACCCCCCUCAACAGGAUCUACACGGAGCUCUUCAUCACAGAGGGAGUGAGUGAAGAGGUUGAUACCCAACAUGAGGUGAGGCAGCUGGAGACAGCUUCCCGGAUGAAGAGACUCCAUGACACUCCAAUCAGGUGCCAGGACAUCUUUAAAGCCUUACCUGACCAACGUGGAGCCAUCAGAGUGGUUCUGACCAACGGCGUCGCUGGCGCUGGGAAAACCUUCUCGGUUCAGAAGUUCUCUCUGGACUGGGCCGAGGGCUCGGAGAACCAAGAUGUCACCGUGGUGAUUCUGCUCUCGUUCAGGGAGCUGAACCUGAUCAGAGAUGAGCAGUUCAGUCUUCUCAGGCUGAUCCAGGGUUUCCAUCCAUCAUUACAGAAGCUCACAGCAGAGCAGCUGGCUGCCGGGAAACCGUUGUUCAUCCUUGACGGCCUGGAUGAAAGCAGACGUUCACUGGACUUCAACAACGGUCCGGUUGUGUCUGACGUCACACAGAGCUCAUCGGUCAACGUGCUGCUGACGAACCUCAUCCAGGGGAACCUGCUUCCCUCAGCUCUCAUCUGGAUAACUUCCAGACCUGCAGCAGCCAAUCAGAUCCCUCACAAACACGUGGACAGGGCAACAGAAGUACGAGGCUUCACCGACGCCCAGAAGGAGGAGUACUUCAGGAGGAGGUUCAGGGAUGAAGAGCGGUCCAGCAGCAUCGUCUCCCACAUGAAGACAUCCAGAACCCUCCACAUCAUGUGUAAACUCCCGGUCUUCUGCUGGAUCACUGCUACAGUUCUGGACCACAUGUUGACCACAAAGCAGAGAGGAGAGCUGCCCAAGACCCUGACUGACAUGUUCUCACACUUCCUGGUGGUUGAGAUGAAGAGGAAGAAGAACAAGUACCACGAGGGACAUGAGACGAGUCCACAGGACCUGAUGGAGGCUGACAGGGACGUUCUUCUGAAGCUGGGGAGGCUGGCGUUUGAACAUCUGGAGAAAGGAAACAUCAUGUUCUACCAAGAAGACCUGGAGCAGUGUGGCCUUGAUGUCCCAGAGGCCUCGGUGUACUCAGGAGUUUGUACCCAGAUCUUCAGGAGAGAGUGUGAGGUCUUCCAGAAACCCGUCUACUGCUUUGUUCAUCUGAGCAUCCAGGAGUUCCUGGCUGCAGUCUACGUGCUCCACUGUUACUCCACCAGAACCACAGAUGUGCUGGAGAACUUCCUAGAAGAAGACUCCUCAGACUCAUCUCUGGAUGAAUUCCUGGAGAGAGUCAUAUGGAAAUCCCUGGAGAGUGAAAAUGGCCACUUGGACCUGUUUGUCCGCUUCCUUCAUGGUCUUUCUGUGGAGUCCAACCACAGACUCUUAGGAGGUCUGCUGAACCAGAUGGAGAACCGUUCAGAAACCAUCCAGAGAGUCAUCAACAACCUGAAGGAAAUGAACACUGAUUUGUUCUCUCCUGACAGAAGCAUCAACAUCUUCCAGUGUCUGAUGGAGAUGAACGACCUCUCAGUUCAUCAGCAGAUCCAAGAGUUCCUGAAGUCAGAGAACAGAUCAGAGCAGGAACUCUCUGAGAUCCAGUGUUCAGCUCUGGCCUCCAUGCUGCAGAUGUCGGAGGAAGUUCUGGACGAGUUUGACCUGAACAAGUACAAGACAACAGAAGGGGGUCGACAGCGACUGAUUCCAGCUGUGAGGAACUGCAGAAAGGCUCGAUUUGUUGGUUGUGGAAUCUCAGAGACUCAAUGUGACGUUGUGAGGUCCACUCUGAAGUCCAACCCCUCCCAUCUGACAGAACUGGACCUGAGUCAGAACCAGUACCUGGAGGAUUCAGGAGUGAAGCUUCUGUCUGGUGGACUGGAGAGUCCAAACUGUAGACUGGAGACUCUGAGGUUGGAGGACUGCAGGUUGUCAGAGAUCAGCUGUUCUUCUCUGGGCUCAGCUCUAAAGUCCAACCCCUCCCAUCUGAAACAUCUGAAACAUCUGGACCUGAACAGGAACAAUCUGCAGGACUCGGGAGUGAAACAUCUGUGCGGUUUCCUGGAGAGUCCAGACUGCAGACUGGAGACUCUGAGCUUGCAGCGUUGCGGUCUGUCAGAGAUCAGCGGUUCUUCUCUGGGCUCAGCUCUGAAGUCCAACCCCUCCCAACUGGAACAUCUGGACCUGAGUCUGAACGACCUGCAGGAUUCAGGAGUGAAACAUCUGUGUGGUUCUCUGGAGAGUCCAGACUGCAGACUGGAGACUCUGAGGUUGGAUAACUGCAGGUUGUCAGAGAUCAGCUGUUCUUCUUUGGUCUCAGCUCUGAAGACCAACCCCUCCCAUCUGAAACAUCUGGACCUGAGCUGGAACCAGCUGCAGGAUUCAGGAGUGAAACAUCUGUGUGGUUUCCUGGAGAGUCCAGACUGCAGACUGAAGACUCUGAUCUUGCAGUGCUGUGGUCUGUCAGAGAUCAGCGGUUCUUCUCUGGUCUCAGCUCUGAAGUUAAAUCCCUCCCAUCUGAAACAUCUGGACCUGAGAUUCAACUACAAGCUGCAGGAUUCAGAUGUGAAGCAGCUGUCUGACCUGGUGGAGAGUCCAGACUACCAGCUGCAGACUCUCAGUUCGGAGCGCUGCAGUUUGUCAGAGAUCAGCAGUUCUUCUCUGGUCUCAGUUCUGGAGGCCAACCCGUCUGAUCUGGAGCAUCUGGACCUGAGUAAGAAUCACCUGCAGGAUUCAGAUGUGAAGCAGCUGUGUGGUCUUCUUGACAGUCCAGACUGCAGACCGGAGACUCUGAGGUUGGAGUACUGCAGUUUAUCAGAGAUCAGCUGUUCUUCUCUGGCCUCUGCUCUGAAGUCCAACCCCUCUCAUCUGAAACAUCUGAAACAUCUGGACCUGAAUUACAACAAUGAACUGCAGGAUUCAGGGGUGAAACAUCUGUGUGGUUUCCUGGAGAGUCCAGACUGCAGACUGGAGACUCUGAGGUUGGAGUUCUGCAGUUUAUCAGAGAUCGGCUGUUCUUCUCUGGUCUCAGCUCUGAAGUCCAACCCCUCCCAUCUGAAACAUCUGGACCUGAGCGGGAACCAGCUGCAGGAUUCAGGAGUGAAACAUCUGUGCGGUUUCCUGGAGAGUCCAGACUGCAGACUGGAGACUCUGAGCUUGCAGUACUCCGGUCUGUCAGAGAUCAGCUGUUUUUCUCUAGUCUCAGCUCUGAAGUCCAACCCCUCCCAUCUGAAACAUCUGGACCUGAGCAGGAACCAGCUGCAGGUUGCAGAUGUGAAGCAGCUGUCUGAUCUGGUGAAGAGUCCAGACUACCAGCUGCAGACUCUCAGCUGGGAAUGAUGAGAGUGAACAGGACGGUGUUUGUGCUGAGAGGAUGAGACGUGUUUCUGAUGAUCCGAAGACGGUUCUGAUGUAUUUGUGCAGAACCCAGGUAAUCCUGUCUGAGGUGUUACAUCAAGAAUGGUUUCUGGAACUUGUGAGACAGCGCAGAUAGUGGGGCUACAUUUCCAAGGGGGAUACAGUAUACUGGAGAUGUGUCUGUACCUAGUGGAGAGAGAUCAAGAGAUGGGUGGUGGGACUUACUCUGGUAGGUUGAGCUGCAACGACUGGGAUGUGUUGGAAUUGGUCGUCCCACGUUCGUCUGCAGAGGUCGAGUCUUCGGCUGUGGAAUAAGAGGAAAAGGUAAACCGGGAUCCCAACGCUCCUCCACCCAUUAAAUGCACAACCAACAGUUCGGAGGUUAAGAGACACCCUCUGAAUUCCUGCCAAAUACAUGUAGUGAAAACAAAAUAAAUGUAACUCGUGAAGAGAAUCUAACAACCCGUGCUGCUCCAUGAAGUUAAAAAGACUAAAUGAAAUGACACGACUGGAUUCCAGCCACCAUCUCUCCGUCCUCUGGUCCUGCGAUGACCUGCCAGGAAUAACGCUGUGUCUGUUUCAUCCUGGCCUCUUCAGCAUCAAACCAGCAGCAGCAGGGAUUUCAGACCCUGAUCACAUCUGACCCUGGAGGGAAUUGCAGACUUCUGGAAACCGGCAAUGAACAGUGAUUCAACACUUGAUGCUGUGUUGUCAUGGAGACAAGCGAGGUAGAUGAUGGUCCGACUGAAGGCAUCACAGCCGUGGAGCAACGUUCUCCAUCUCACUAGUUUGUGGUUUCCAUCUAUGCAUCAAAGGCAAAUGGAAAUAACAGGAGGUUGGCAGUUUAUAGAGAUUAAGGCCAAAACAUUAAAGAAAAUGUGAAUUUUUCUUUUUUUCUUUUAAAUGAUGAUGUCGGUGUUUACGUUAUAAAUUAUAUUUACCUUCACUUAAAUGUUUUAUUCAAAUGAAGCCUGUAUGGCAUGGUGCUGCCCUCAGACAACAAAACAUACUCUAUAUCUGGACCUCACGCCACUCUGUUAAGGUUUUGGAGGGAAAUUAAAUGUUUAAAUAUCACUAUACAUGUCUAUGUCCAAUAAAAAGAGGGGUUAAAGUUUACGUGCCUUCUUAAUUCAUGUCUUUUCAUUUUAGUGGACACGUGUCAGUUUAAGUGCUUUUGUCACUUCACUUUAAUUCAACCUACUUUUUAAAUCACAGCAAUUUAUUUUCUCACUUCGUUGUAUUUAUUUAUUUAUCCUGAUUCUGCAGUUGCAAUUUUAUAUUUCUAUUUUUAACUUGACCCUUUUCUCAUUUUUAAUACCUUUGUCUCUUUAUUGCGUAAGUGCUGCUGAGUCCCCAAAUUUCCCUUAGGAUGAAUAAAGUACCCGCCUGUCUUGGGUUUGAGUCACGGAGCAAAUCCAUUUCAUUUGGGUUGGAGUUUCUGAGGUUAGAAAUCCUGUAAAUGCUAAUAUUUAAUGUGUGAGCAUUUCUGUCCAGAGAACUCAGAACUGAAUGUAUGUUUGCAACUUGUAACGUUAAAGAGAAAGUGAUGUUUUAAGUGAUCUGAGACAUUUAUAAAGUCUGAAAGAAAGUAAGUUGAGUACUGUCUAAUUGUUUGUUGAAAAAUAAAAGUGUGUUUAAAAAAAGAGUAAU